Messenger RNA from Aphanomyces astaci, 1028 nucleotides. RefSeq lists its product as hypothetical. The record is from RefSeq and is a predicted model, not a curated record. The transcript is spliced from 2 exons. Bases 27 to 308 code for a protein of 93 amino acids. Lineage: Eukaryota; Oomycota; Saprolegniomycetes; Saprolegniales; Verrucalvaceae.
GAAAAAACAUCGCGCGUCCACUAAACAUGGCGGCGAAAGUUGGCGUGUCCAUGUCCAUCCGCUUCCGCGGCGAAGAAGUGCAUGCGUUCUCCGUGCACCCCGAGGUACCUGAGGACAUGUACAACGCAUCCGAGAGCGAGACGGUUCCUCAUGCAUAUGGAGGCAAGGAAGACGGUGGGGCGCUGCCGGAGCCCAAACAGACUGGAGACCACGCGUUGUUAGCGACAGCGAUCAAGAAUGCCAAAGCGAGCAGCGAGGCUUUCUUAGCCGACAAGUGCGAAGGUCCAGUGAAAGUCGACGACAUUUAAAUCUAUACAUCCCUUUUCUCUAUGCCAUGUCUACUCUGUCUGGGGAGGCCGUGGACGUGUUGACAGGUUCCCUCGAGGGCACCACGAGCUUCUUGGGUCGACCGACCUUGCGUUUGAGCCAUCGCUUCGUCUCGGGGGCAGGACCCACUUGGAAGAUCGCGUUCGCCUGCGCCGUUCGUUGGGAUGCACUCACGACGCUUUUCGACCGUUUGCAAGUCUGACAAUACCAGUCCACGGUAGGGGGCGGCAAGCGGUGGAGACCCGCACAUCUACGUCACCAUCAUCCUCACCAUGGACAAAGUGCAUCCGGUAUUGUCACACGUACGACAAAUGAAACGCGGCAGGACAUCCGUCGCAGCAUAUCAAUUCGCCGGCCGUGCCGCACCGAUGGCACGCAUCUUCGUUCAAGUCGUUCUACACCAACAUUCUUAGUCUCGUUGCACCAACAUUCUUCUUUAAAAAAAAACGCAAAAAAAACGCAAAAAUUUGACGAAUACCUACCGUUUCGCCAUGUUGGUGGUGCACGCCGUUUUCAAUGUUUUCGACGAAUCGGUAGAUCCGACCGACGUCCAACUGGUUCUGGGUAACACGAAGGCGGCGGUUCCACACCGAUCGCCCUUCGGCAAACUCGUGCACGUCUACACCAACCAUCAUCAUCAAACACGUACAUGCUCGUAUUGUCGAAACUAGCGAGUACCUUUAAUCAGCUGGUACCGCGAC